Nylanderia fulva is the source of this 614-nucleotide messenger RNA. It is a transcript of the gene Nxt1, whose product is annotated as NTF2-related export protein 1. The record is from RefSeq and is a predicted model, not a curated record. Gene Ontology annotation, biological process: nucleocytoplasmic transport. NCBI's taxonomy places the organism in Eukaryota, Metazoa, Arthropoda, Insecta, Hymenoptera, Formicidae.
GAGAUGUUUCAUUAAAUACUCUGUUGUAGUGUUGUGACAUUAUUUACAUCUUGACGCAACGUGCUAUGAAUUUGAUUUUUAUGUGCGCAAAUUAUAUUGAAUGAAAAGGGCAGCACAAUUUUUUUUUCUAUAUGCAUUACUUGGGAUUAAUAAGAAAAUAUGGAACAGAACUUAAAAGCUAAAAUUGAUCAAGCUUGUCGAACUGCAGAGGAAUUUACAAAACUGUAUUAUGAACAUCUAGACAAGCGAAGAUAUCUGAUCGCAAGAAUGUACAUGGACACUGCUACUCUGAUGUGGAACGGAAAUGGAGUAGUAGGCAAAGACAAUAUACAAAAGUUCUGGACAGAUUUGCCAUCUUCAGAACAUACCAUUACUACUCUCGACGCUCAGCCAAUUACAGGUCCAGAGGUAGCCAAUCAAUUAACAUUUCUCGUCAAAGUCGGUGGACAAGUAAAGUAUGAAGAAAAAGGUCCCAAGGCGUUUAAUCAAACUUUUCUCAUUACGGCUAUGGGUGAUAAAUGGAAAAUUGUUAGCGAUUGUUUCCGAACGCAAGAAUUAUUAGGUAGUAAUACAAAUUGACAGUACCAAAUAAAGUUUUAUACUGUGAUCUCAUA